UGUCCGGGCUGCUGUGUUCGCGCAGGGAGAGCGUGCUCGGGUGGCUUGACAUGGCGGCAGCGGCGGCGACUGCAGCGACGAAGGGGAAUGGGGGCGGGGGGGCCCGGGCCGGGGCCGGCGACGCGGGCGGUGCGCGGAGAAAGAAGGGCCCAGGGCCUCUGGCCACGGCGUAUCUGGUCAUCUACAAUGUGGUGAUGACGGCCGGGUGGCUGGUUAUAGCAGUUGGUCUCGUCAGAGCAUACCUGGCUAAGGGUAGCUAUCAUAGCCUUUAUUAUUCCAUUGAAAAGCCUUUGAAAUUCUUCCAAACUGGAGCCUUACUAGAGAUUUUACAUUGUGCAGUAGGAAUCGUUCCAUCUUCUGUUGUCCUGACUUCCUUCCAGGUGAUGUCAAGAGUUUUUCUGAUAUGGGCAGUAACACAUAGUGUCAAAGAGGUGCAGAGUGAAGACAGUGUCCUCCUGUAUGUUAUUGCCUGGACAAUGACAGAAAUUAUCCGUUACUCCUUUUAUACUUUCAGUCUAUUAAACCAUCUGCCUUACCUCAUCAAAUGGGCCAGGUACACACUUUUCAUUGUGCUGUACCCAAUGGGAGUGUCGGGAGAACUGCUUACAAUAUAUGCUGCUUUGCCCUUUGUCCGACAGGCUGGCCUAUACUCCAUCAGUCUGCCCAACAAAUAUAAUUUUUCCUUUGACUAUUAUGCAUUCCUCAUUCUGAUAAUGAUCUCCUACAUUCCAAUUUUUCCCCAGUUAUACUUCCACAUGAUACACCAGAGAAGAAAGGUCCUUUCUCAUACUGAAGAACACAAGAAAUUUGACUAACUCCUGCUUCCUGCGUACCCCCAAAAAACAAACUUUUCAAUGACAAAAAAUGCUGCAGACUUUUUGAGUUCCCAAUACGUUUCAUAGAAAAUAAGUAAGAACUAUUUUUAAAAAUAUUAAAAAAAUAAAAACCAAAAUCCAGUGUCACACAGGCCUGGGAUUUUAUUUAAAACAACAGCGACAGCAACAACAACCACAACAACUCUUACGUAAAACAUCCUGACCGGUCCAUUCCAGCAUGCUCUUUGAACCAGACGUUCCCAGUAUUUCUGAAGGUGCUGGAAGGGGAUCUGGCCAUUUUAGAGCUGCCUGUUUCCUCCCUGUAUGUGAUUAGUAAAGAUCUGUAACACUAACUACCUGGGAGUUACAGUCGGAGUAAGGAAGUUGUACCCACCAAAUGCCCACCUCACAGUAGAGUUCCGUUCCGGUCUGCAGUGUGUUUCGCAUUCCCUUUCCAAAGUGCUUGACUGCAUGCUGGAAACCGUAUUUUUGAAGUGGCAAACUGUGUUCUCUUGAAUGUUAUGAAGUUCUGGCUGGGACCUAUCCCCUCCUACCUAGUGAAUGAAUUAUACCACGUAUAUGUCUGUGAAGCUUUGGGGUAGUACCUGUAACCGGAAAACAACUAGAACACUUUUGUUUGUUUUCAGUUGAGUCAUUACUGCCUGCCACUGAGGAACAUGCUUGAAUUUAUUAAGUAUGCGUACUUCAUAGAGAACCUAUCUUAUCUAGGGCUCAGUCUCGAUCAUAUUUUAACCCAGUGACAGUUCUCAGAAAGGGAAGGCUCACUCGCUGGUAAAUGACAAGUACCUUUCACUGUGUCCCUCUCAGAACGCCUCUGAGUAAUGUAUUUACCCAUAGCUCUUCUCCCUUAGGGACCCAAAGCCAGGCAAGUCACAUAAGGGGUAGAGAGUCUGUAAUUGAAAGCACAUGGAAGGUGUUACUUUAGAAAUACAGACCUGAAGAACAUUUAGGAAUAGGUUUCUACACCCUUAUUACUUUAUUUUUAGAUUUCAUUCAACUCUUCUGUUAGGAUACUUUGCCUAAUUAUGGUCCUGUGUAAUUCCCACCAAGCUGUAAGUCCAGAGUGGUGAAGUGUUCCAGUCGGGCAGACAUGAGCUAAAAGCAGUAUCAUCUCCAUGUGUUGGGGCUAAGAAAUACUUGAGUCAUGUGGACCUUGUCUAAUUACUGUCCUGUUUUCAUACCAUUUAAUUGCUCAACUGUGCAUUUAAGGCUCUUCAAGAGAGAGCUGAUGAAAAUGUAAAGCCCAAGUUCAGAUGUGCAUUAAAUUUUAAACACA
Lontra canadensis (Northern American river otter) is the source of this 2112-nucleotide messenger RNA. RefSeq names its product 3-hydroxyacyl-CoA dehydratase 2 (gene HACD2). NCBI's taxonomy places the organism in Eukaryota, Metazoa, Chordata, Mammalia, Carnivora, Mustelidae. The transcript has 7 exons. Gene Ontology annotation, biological process: very long-chain fatty acid biosynthetic process; fatty acid elongation; sphingolipid biosynthetic process. Gene Ontology annotation, cellular component: endoplasmic reticulum membrane. Gene Ontology annotation, molecular function: 3-hydroxyacyl-CoA dehydratase activity. Bases 51 to 815 code for a protein of 254 amino acids. The record is from RefSeq and is a predicted model, not a curated record.